AUGCUGGCUUUCGCAAAAUCCACCCUGAGGCUGCAUCUGACAUGCGCAUUCUUUGCUAUCGGCUCCUUCGUAUGGGGCUACCAUGUCGGCGUUCUUUCAUCGGUGCUGGUCCAUCCAGGCUUCACUGAUGCCUUGGGAAGCCCCACAGCCGCGCAGAAGGGAUUGGUCACAGCAAUCUACUACCUCGGAACCUGGUUCAGCUAUAUCUUUGCGUCCUCUCCGCUUGCAGAUGCGCUCGGUCGCCGAUAUGCUGCACUCGCAGGAACGGCAAUCGUCGCUGUCGGCACCGGGUUCGAAGCUGGCGCAAGCGUUCCAAGCGCCUAUGCCAUGUUCAUCAUCGGCCGAAUCAUCAGCGGUAUCGGUGUGGCAAUUCUGUCCACUUCUGUCCCUCUCUACCAAAGCGAGGUUUCACCGGCAGUACAGCGUGGCCGCUAUGUAGUUCUCAACCAUAUUGGUUUCGUCGUUGGACUUGCUGCAGGAUUCUGGGUUGGCUAUGCCGUCACCUUCUGGCAGAACGACGCCCAUCAGGUUUACGUGUCCUGGCGCGUUUCGAUUGCAGUAGUCCUCGUUCCAUGUGUCAUAUUUGCUUGUGGACUGCCCUUUCUCCCCGAGACUCCGCGAUGGCUAGUCGAUCAUGGACAUUAUCACCGCGCUCAAUGGUCGUUACACUGGUUCCGCGAGGGCAGUUACACCGACGAAGAAAUCAAGGCGGAAUUUGACAAGAUUCAAAUCUCCGUCCAAGAUCAAAGAGACUCAAAGCCAAUAUGGUUGUCGCUUUUCACGCAUAGGGAUCUAUUCGACCGUCUGUGGCGCGCGUCUCUGCUCCAGUUCAUGUCACAAAUGUGCGGAGCGACGGCCAUGAAGUACUAUCUACCAACUCUGCUUGGCAAGUUGGGAGUGCCAACUCGUAUCACGCUACUCAUUGGCGGUAUCGAGUCGACGUCAAAGAUUGCCAUGACUGUUGUUGAGAUGCUAAUCAUUGACAAAGUCGGGCGGAGAACUACUUUAGUUGCAGGCUCAACGGCCAUGGGAAUAGGCAUGCUCAUGAAUGCAGUACUUGGCGAGAUAUACCCCGAAAAUCAAAACCGUGCUGCUGACGUCGCGUGCAUUGUCUUUAUUUUUGUCUAUGCUUUAGGAUACAGCAUGGGUUUUGGGCCUGCGUCCUGGGUAUAUGGCUCCGAGAUCUUUCCCACCGCCGUACGGGCCCGAGGUCUCAACUUCUCGGCAUCUGGUGGCGCCAUCGGUUCAAUAGUUGUUGCUCAGGUUUGGCCGGUCGGAAUCGAAAGAAUCGGCUCCCGCAUCUACUUUUUCUUUUUCGCAAUCAAUGUCAUUUGUGUUCCUAUUAUUUUCCUAUUCUAUCCCGAAACCAAGGGCCGGGCACUGGAGGAUAUCGACGGGUUAUUCUCAAAAGUCUUGAACAGGCAAGAACACAAUGGGAAUCAAGGACAAAGUGAAAUUGCCAUUACGCAAGAAAGGGACGAUGGGUCGUCGAUUUCUUGA
Pestalotiopsis fici W106-1 is the source of this 1500-nucleotide messenger RNA. RefSeq lists its product as uncharacterized. Gene Ontology annotation, molecular function: carbohydrate:proton symporter activity. The record is from RefSeq and is a predicted model, not a curated record. Gene Ontology annotation, cellular component: membrane. The transcript is spliced from 9 exons. Lineage: Eukaryota; Fungi; Ascomycota; Sordariomycetes; Amphisphaeriales; Sporocadaceae. The coding region runs from base 1 to 1500 and encodes 499 amino acids. Gene Ontology annotation, biological process: transmembrane transport; carbohydrate transport.